AUGGACUGCAAGUCGUACCACCAAGCCGCCCAUCUUGAAGGAGUGUUGUCACGCUUCGUCGGCAUCGAAUCUGCUACAGCCAAAAGGGUGUUCACCGGUGCACACCCAUGCCAGGGAAUGUACUGGACACCCACCGGCGCAAAGCCACCAGUUGCUUUCUUUUUGGUUCAUUACAGCACAGACUUCACUGAACACUACCUCGCUGGCCCUCUCUCUGCGCGUGGCUAUGGUGUUCUAGGCUUCAACACGCGCUUUCGAGGCAAUGAUGAGGUCUUCAUCCUAGAGGAAGCGCUGGAUGACAUUGCGGCUGGGAUGCAGUGGCUCCGUGACAUUGGUGGAGCAGAGAAAAUUGUCUUCAUUGGAAACUCAGGCGGUGGUUCUCUCGGAGCCGCUUACCAGGCCACAGCGCAGCAAAAUCCGUCUUGGGUGGCUGCAGACGCAUUCAUUUUCCUCAAUGCCCAUUUAGGGCGUCCGGACGGAUUGACCAACUGGUUGGAUCCGUCUGUCGUCGACGAAAAGGACCCUGUCAAGACCGAUGCCUCUCUCGAUAUGUACAAUCCCGCCAAUACGGUUCCGUACUCGAAGGAGUUCAUUAGCCGCUACCGAGCUGCUCAGAGGGAACGCAACCAAAGGAUCACAGAUUGGGCAAAGGCCGAGCUGAGACGUCUGAAUGACGUCGGUAUCCCGGACCGCAUUUUCCCGAUCUAUCGUGCCACGGCUGAUUUGAGGUUCAAUGACCCGACAAUUGAUCCUUCCAACCGGACGACUCCAUCUAGCUAUCUCGGAGAUCCUGCGAAGGCAAAUCGUGGCAUUCCUCUCUUUGGUCGCACCACUACCCUCCGUACCUGGCUAUCUAUGUGGAGCCUCGAGGACUCGAAGUGCAGGCUCGAGCCUUACUUAUCAGAGUUACACCUGCCAACGUUCGUCAUCCAGGGCGAUGCGGAUGCUGGGAUAUUCCCUCCGGAGGCUCGUCAUAUCUACAACCUUGUCGCCGCGCAAGACAAGGAGCUGAAGAUGGUGCCGGGUGGGCAUAUAUUCACAUAUGAUCCCGAAAACCUCCGCAAUGUGAUCAAUGUGAUCCAAGAAUGGGUUAGCCAGAAGCUUUGA
Molecule: messenger RNA, 1107 nt
Organism: Aspergillus terreus NIH2624
Lineage: Eukaryota; Fungi; Ascomycota; Eurotiomycetes; Eurotiales; Aspergillaceae
Exons: 1
Coding region: 1-1107 (368 amino acids)
Source: RefSeq, a predicted model, not a curated record